Medicago truncatula (barrel medic) is the source of this 1420-nucleotide messenger RNA. RefSeq lists its product as uncharacterized. Gene Ontology annotation, molecular function: double-stranded DNA binding. The transcript has 2 exons. Gene Ontology annotation, biological process: regulation of DNA-templated transcription. Lineage: Eukaryota; Viridiplantae; Streptophyta; Magnoliopsida; Fabales; Fabaceae. Bases 22 to 1155 code for a protein of 377 amino acids. The record is from RefSeq and is a predicted model, not a curated record.
UCAUUCCACGCCGCAAACACUAUGUCACUGUCUGGUCAUCUCCAACACAACAACACUCACAUUGAACUCUCAAAAUCAACCAUGUCCAACAAAUUGUUUUUCUCCCAUAAUCUUGUUUUAGGUGUCAUCACAACUAAAUCAACAACCUUAAAAUUCAACAACCACUUCUCAUUCCCAUUUUCACUCAAAUGCAGCAGCAUCACAACAUCUCAAUCAGAAUCAAUCACACAACCUUUUGCUGUAUCUUAUCUUAUCAACAAUUUUGAUUUCUCAACUGAAUCAGCUCUCAAAGCUUUCAACCUCAAGCAGGUUCGUUUCAAUACCUCAGAUAAUCCUGAUUCUGUUAUCACCUUCUUUCAAAACCAUGGUUUUUCAAACUCUGACAUACGCAUCUUCAUCAAAAAAGCACCAUGGUUACUUUCAUCACAACCCCACAAAAGGUUUUCGAAAACCAACAAGGAUACUAUUGUUUACUUAAUUCGACAUUCAAGGUCGUUUAUUGUUUAUCCCCUUAACCUUCUAGAGGCUAAUAUCAAUUUGAUGGUUGAUUUUGGAGUUUAUGAUUCUGCCAUUGCUAGAUUGCUUCGAACUAGGAAAUCUAUAUCUUGUUCAAAUGAUUUGAUUAAGUCAUUGGAGGACGUUAAGGGUUUAGGGUUUGACCCUUCAACGAUCGCAUUUGGGACUGCUUUGGUGACCAAGCAAUGUAUGAGUAACAUACUUUGGGAUAAGAAAGUUGACGUCUUUAAGAAAUGGGGUUGGUCUGAUGAAGAUGUUAUUCGAGUAUUUAGGAGUCAGCCUAGUUUGAUGUUGACUUCAAUUGAUAAGAUUAAUCUGUUGAUCAGUUUUUGGGUUAAUCAAAUGGGUUGGGAUCCCUUGGCACUUACUAAAUCUCCACUUAUGUUUUCUUUUAGUUUACAUAAAAGGAUCAUUCCAAGAGCCUCGGUUUUGCAAUUUCUUUUGAUGAAAGGUUUGCGAAAGAAGAAGGCGAGCUUAGUUAGACCAUUUGCUUAUUCCGAGGAUAUGUUCUUGAACAAGCGUGUUUUCAGCUUUAAGGAGGAGUCUGAUUAUCUUUUGAAGCUAUAUUACGAAAAAAUGAAACUUGCAAAUGCAAUGGAGAACAAUGGGAUGCCAUCCACCAAAUGUGUAAUGUAUUGAUCUUCUUCUUUUGUAAUACAUCCUUAGCUUAUUCCUUCGUAGUGGUUAGUACUUAUACUACUGUUGGGUUUGUUAUCCUCAGUUUUAGUUGCAAUUUUGAUGUAUGAGUCUUGUACGUGUGAAAGUUCAAAUGCUCUUGCAUUUGUUCAGGGAAUGCUUGUCUCAUGAUUGCCGUAGUCUGAUGUGUAUCUUAAAUCGAACGUCAAAUGUUAUACGAAAAAGAACAUGAAAGAAGAUUUGACCAACUUAUUCUUCAUGUAGAAAG